AUGAGCCUCCGAGGAGGAACCCGAUCCUUGCAAGGAGCAGCUGAGGGAGCCAAGUCUGCGCACGGCUUCGACUACGAUUACUUUGUCAUCGGUGGAGGAAGCGGGGGGGUGCGAUCGUCGAGGAUCGCCGCGUCUCAUGGGGCGAAGGUAGCGCUAGUAGAGUCGGUGAGACUCGGCGGAACAUGCGUGAACGUGGGCUGUGUGCCCAAGAAGCUCAUGGUCUACGGCUCGCACUACCCUCAUGACCUCGAAGACGCAAAGGCGUACGGAUGGGACAUGACGGAACCGAAGCUGAACUGGCAGCGGAUGAUCGAGAACAAGAACAAGGAGAUCGCACGGUUGAACGGGAUCUACGAGAGGAUGUUGAAGAACGCUGGGGUGGAGGUGAUUCAGGGCAGAGGCACGCUGGUGGACAAACACACUGUAGAUGUAGAUGGGAAGAAGUACACGGCUGACAAGAUCCUGGUUGCUGUCGGUGGUUGGCCGUCUCUGCCGAAAAUCCCGGGGAUUGAGCAUGCCAUCACCUCUAAUGAGGCCUUCUUCCUCAAGGAAAGGCCCCAGCGCGUCAUCGUUGUCGGAGGUGGAUACAUCGCUAUCGAGUUUGCGGGCAUCUUCAACGGGUAUGGUUCCCAAGUCACCCAGCUGUACAGGGGCGACUUGUGGCUCCGAGGGUUCGACAAGGACGUGCGGGAGCACCUUGUGAACGAGUAUAAGGAGCAGGGCGUCGACGUCCGUUUCAACUCCAACAUCGCCAAGAUCGAGAAGAGUGGAGACGGCCUCAAGGCGACGCUGGAAGAUGGCUCGGUCCUCGAUGCUGACGUCAUCAUGUACGCAACCGGCAGAUCGCCAAGGACGAAGGAUCUUGGAUGUGAGAAGGUCGGUGUGGAGCUGGACAAGAACGGAGCCAUCGUGGUCAACGAAGGCUUCCAGACUUCAGUCGAGAACAUCUACGCCGUCGGUGACGUCAUCAAUCGCAUCCAGCUCACCCCCGUGGCUCUGGCUGAGGGCCACUGCCUCGCCGAUACUCUGUUCGGUGGAAAGCCGCGCAAGACCGACUACUCCGACGUCCCAACCGCUGUCUUCAGCCAGCCUUCUAUCGGGACUGUUGGCCUGACGGAGGAGCAGGCGCGCGAGAAGUACGGAGAGGUUCACAUCUACAAGACCUCGUUCCGAGCCAUGAAGCACACGCUGACUGGCCGUCAAGAGAAGACCUUCAUGAAGCUCAUUGUCCACCCUGAGACUGACAAGGUUCUCGGUGUGCACAUGGUCGGGGAUGCCGCUGGGGAGAUCAUACAGCUGGCGGGCGUUUGCAUGAAGGCUGGAGCAACCAAGGCGGACUUUGACAACACCAUCGGUGUUCACCCAACGUCUGCGGAGGAGUUUGUCACUCUCAGAACCCGCUUCGGAGCCUAA
This is a messenger RNA of Guillardia theta CCMP2712, 1413 nucleotides long. RefSeq lists its product as hypothetical. Lineage: Eukaryota; Cryptophyceae; Pyrenomonadales; Geminigeraceae. The transcript is spliced from 10 exons. Gene Ontology annotation, biological process: glutathione metabolic process; cell redox homeostasis; cellular response to oxidative stress. Gene Ontology annotation, molecular function: flavin adenine dinucleotide binding; glutathione-disulfide reductase (NADPH) activity; NADP binding. Gene Ontology annotation, cellular component: mitochondrion; cytosol. The coding region runs from base 1 to 1413 and encodes 470 amino acids. The record is from RefSeq and is a predicted model, not a curated record.